ACGUAAACAGUUAUUGUGUAUCUGACGUAGUGCACAUGUGUAGCGAGUAUUGCGCUAUUUGGAAUUCAGCCUUCUACAUAGCUUGACGGUUCCUGGAAUGUACCACUAUCCUUGCUAAGAGGGUUGAACCGUUAAUUCAUAUUUUGCAUGAGCUUCGAAAAAAACGAGAAUAUCAUGUAACAAUAUAUAUUACACAUUUUAUAGAAGGUUAUUUUUACCAUUAUGUUGCAUAUUUACUAAUUAACUUUUAGUUAAUUGUGGUUUUAUUUCGUUAUUGUUGUUCAACGCACCCCUAAAUCUGAAGAAAAUGAAGCGCCCGGCGCCAAAUCUAAAGCAUGUUUAUACACACAGAUGUCAGGAGAAACUUUUGCGGUGUUGAAAGCUGGAAAAAUCACCACCAGUAGCUCAAACACACAGAGGUCGAAAAUGGCGUAAUUCCAAACUCUGACUUCGGAGAUCUCUUGUGUUUCAGAAACCACAUAUCCACUGAACAACUGAACAGCUCCGUGUGGUUUGAGGCUGAAGAUGUGGCUGAACUCGGAGCAGGUGGCUCUCACAAGCGUGAUGUUUGAAACCUACGUGACGGAACAUCACAGGAACGACAUCCUGCAGAUCCUGCAGGAACCUGAUGAAGAUGCUCAUUACUCGCUCGUGGUUAAUGCUAUGACCUUAUUCGAAGCCAACAUGGAGGUGGGCGAGUAUUUCAACGCCUUCCCCAGCCAGGUGCUGCACAUAUUCGACGAGGCUCUUCACGCCGCCGCGCUCGCCAUCUCUCGGUCCGAGCCGCUGCAGAGCUCCUUCAGGCUGAAACGCAACCUGCACGUCCGCAUCUCAGGUUUGCCCGUGUGUCCCGAGAUGACCAGAGAGUACAUCCCUAAAGCCCGGGAUGUGGGCCACUUCCUGUCCGUCACCGGCACCGUCAUCCGCACCAGUGUGACCAAAGUGCUGGAAUACCAGCGGGACUACAUAUGCAACAAGUGCAGACACGUGUUCUCCGUGCAGGCCGACUUCGAGCAGUACUACAGCUUCACCCCACCCAGCCGCUGCCCCAGUGAGGACGAGUGCAGCUCCUUCAAAUUCAGCUGCCUGGCAGAACAAGACGCCCCACCAUCAUCCUGCAGAGACUACCAGGAGAUCAAGAUCCAAGAGCAGGUACAGAGACUCUCCGUGGGCAGCAUCCCUCGCUCCAUGCUGGUCAUUUUAGAAGACGAUCUGGUGGACAGCUGCAAAUCAGGAGAUGAUAUCACGGUGUAUGGGGUUGUGUGGCAGCGUUGGAAGCCACUGUAUCAGGACUCUCGCUGUGACGUGGAGAUUGUACUGAAGGCCAACUAUAUCGAAAUCAACAACGAUCAAUCCACAGCGGCAGUGGCACUAGAAGACUUUCAGAAAGAAAUUGAGGAAUUCUGGGAAAUUCACAAGCACAACCCUAUAGCUGGCAGGAAUCAGAUUCUGAUGAGUCUGUGCCCGCAGGUGUUUGGGAUGUAUGUGGUAAAGCUGGCUGUAGCCUUGGUUUUGGCAGGUGGAGUGCAGCGAGUCGAUCCCUCAGGAAUGAAGGUGAGAGGUGAGUCUCACCUCUUGCUAGUGGGCGACCCUGGCACUGGGAAAUCUCAGUUUCUGAAGUAUGCAGCAAAAAUCACGCCGCGUUCAGUCCUCACUGCUGGCAUCGGCUCCACUAAUGCAGGUCUGACUGUAGCAGCAGUGAAGGACUCUGGAGAGUGGCACCUGGAGGCAGGAGCGCUGGUUCUCUCUGAUGGAGGCCUGUGCUGCAUAGAUGAGUUUAACAGCAUUAAGGAACACGACCGCACCAGCAUCCAUGAGGCCAUGGAGCAGCAGACCAUCAGUGUGGCUAAAGCUGGAAUGGUGUGUAAACUGGACACAAGGACCACGAUUCUGGCAGCCGCCAACCCAAAGGGCCAGUACGACCCCAAUGUGUCCAUGUCUGUGAACGUAGCUCUGGCCAGUCCUCUCCUCAGCCGCUUUGACCUGGUUCUCAUCCUGCUGGACACCAAGAACCCGGAGUGGGACAAAAUCAUCUCCUCAUUUAUCCUCCAGAAUAAAGGUGUCCCGAGUCAGUCUUCAUCAUUAUGGAGUAUGGAGAAGAUGAGAGCGUACUUCUGCGUGAUAAAGAGGCUGCAGCCGCGCAUCACUCAGGACGCCAACUCCAUCCUGACCCGCUACUACCAGCUGCAGAGACAGAGCGACAGCCGUAACGCUGCACGCACCACCAUCCGCAUGCUGGAGAGCCUUGGCCGUCUCGCAGAGGCCCAUGCCAAGCUGAUGUUCAGAAAGACCGUGACGGUGGAGGACGCCGUAGUGGUGGUGUCUGUUAUGGAGUGCUCCAUGCAGGGUGGUGCACUGCUCGGUAACGUGGACGCUCUGCACACGUCCUUCCCCGACGACCCUGGAGAGCAGUACAGAAUCCAGUGUGAGAUUGUGCUGGAGGGCCUGGGCCUGACCCACAUCCUCAACAAAGAGCUGCAGAGGCUCUCAGGGAAGCAGGACAGCUCUCAUGAAUCAUCUGGAGGUAAGCAGCCGAGUGACAUGCGCAGAGCGAGUAUAAACAGUGAAGAGACAUCUGUCUCUGACCCGGGCCUCGACUGGUUUCACAACUUAACCAGUCCAGCUGAGGGGAAAGCAGCAUUCCCAGUGUCUCCCAUUCACUCCUCUACACAGUAUCACCCAGCUAACACACCAUGCCCUAGUGUGUUGCCUAGCAACAGUGGCUCGGCACAUGGCGAGGGCUCAGCGUGGGAGAAGCAGGCCAACGAAGACAGCAGUUCAGUAGUGCAGAAGAUCUCCAAAAACCUCAGGACCAAAAGAUUGAAAGGGAUGAACACUAAGCGCUUGGAGAACGAGGAAAAGAACGCCGUGGAUGAAAGAUUAAAUACAGAGCAGCCGUCGUCUCCACACACACUUCCGUGCCACAGCACGCCGAUGGUGGACAGGAAACGACCUUCUAAAAGAAAAGCUACAUCUUUUAGUCCACCUGUGAUGGAACAGUCCGAGGGUGAUAUACAGGUCGACCUGUCGAGCUUCACCUUCAGACCCAGAGAGAAAAUGACACGCACAGAUCAGGCUCGUGGUUCAAAUCAGGCUCCUAAAAUGGAUGGAAGGGAUCACAAAAUUGGCACAGAUCGAAUUACGCAAACGAAAAGAAAAGAAAAAGAGAAUGAGCAAGAUCGGUGUCCUGAGCCACCAGCAGAGGGCAGCAGUGCGUGUAAGAAGCUCCGAGUGCGAGUCCAGGCUGAAGUUGUAGAAAUUCCCUCUGAGAAGUCACGAGAGAGAAACAGAACAGCUGAUGAUGCAGAGCGCAGACGCCAGCAACUCGUCCACAGCCUGAGCAGUGCAACUCCAAACGAGCCUGAUUCUUCCGUUCAGCCACGCCAACCAAAGACUAAAGUCGCUUCCUCCACCAUGGCCAAGCUUUCCAUGUUCUCUUUUGUUUCCUCUCCUGAGGAAAAGACCAGCCAGAAUCUUACCGCAGCUCCAACACAGGCGAACAACACGCCGGUUUCCAAGGACGGCGUAAUGGAAAAAGAUGCCAGCGCAGUGGAAAGUGCACACACAAGCACUCCGACUGUAGAGCAGAAAAGCUCCAUGAACUCAGCCACAGAGACUUAUCAGAAGACGAGCAGGCCACACGCAAGGACGGAGAUGUGUGAAGAACAAUCAGCGAGCUCCAGGAAGAGGAAGUGCUUUGAGUUGAGCUCAGCACGUCCCGGAGGUCUUUUCUCUGGUCUCUCCUUCUUCAGCUCCUCUAUUGUAGAUGAUGAAGCUCUUGAUGUGGACUGGGAGGAGGAGUCCAGAAAGAAAUAAUUAUUAAAUGUUAUAAAUAAAGUAAUACUCCAGCAAUACUCGGUCGAAUCUCUAUCCAGUAUUUCUGUAGGUUAUGUGUAAUCACCAUGAGCAACACACUUUCCUGUUCUGAGAAAAGAACAAAAACCAUUAUUAUAAUUGAUGUCUAGGGGCAGAUGUCAGGGCAGGUGCUAAAUGUUUUAAAAUGUGACAAUACGAUGCAAAUUCAAAAAUGACAGCUGUUACACUACCUAAAAAGGUAUUAGGAUGAAACAGACACUAGAGAAAGUCUUAGCAACGUGUUUUACUUUGAGUGCUCUUAAAGUUUUGUUGUCAGGCCCAUUUAUCUGCGCUGGUGGUGGCAUUACCACAGUUUCUCCCCACUGAAAAUCUAGUGCCAUCUUCAUUUACUAAUUUUUUUUUGUCUGCAGAAUUCUUAAGUAAGUGCUACAAACAUAAUGUGGCACAAAAAUGAUUACUGCCCCAACAGCUGCCCUUAGUCUCCCAUUAUAUGCGAAUUCGUGUGUAAACAGGUUUUUGUUCUUUUCUCAGUUACGUUCUUGUCUCUGGUAAUUACACAUACACUACAGAUGCUGUAGAAAUUAGAUUAAAAACACUGGAGUUUUCCUUUAACAUAAAAAAAAAUUGUAGAUAUGAAUCUUGUUUUAUGAUGUAAAAUCUCUUUUUUUGGAUUAUGUGAAAUGAAAAGCUGCUUGGGAAAGAAAAAUCCAGCAGUCUCCUCCUGCUGUUGUAAAGCACUGCCAAGUUCUGAAUCAACAGUAAAAAAUGCACUCUGUA
Pangasianodon hypophthalmus (striped catfish) is the source of this 4593-nucleotide messenger RNA. It is a transcript of the gene mcm9, whose product is annotated as minichromosome maintenance 9 homologous recombination repair factor. The transcript is spliced from 15 exons. Gene Ontology annotation, molecular function: ATP hydrolysis activity; single-stranded DNA binding; ATP binding. Gene Ontology annotation, biological process: double-strand break repair via homologous recombination. The record is from RefSeq and is a predicted model, not a curated record. Bases 526 to 3816 code for a protein of 1096 amino acids. Lineage: Eukaryota; Metazoa; Chordata; Actinopteri; Siluriformes; Pangasiidae. Gene Ontology annotation, cellular component: MCM complex; nucleus.